CAUUCUCUCUGGACACGUUCUGCAGGAGGUGUUUCAGUUUGAUGCGAUGUGGCUCUUGAAAAUGAUCAGUGUGAUGCUGGUGAUUACUCUCACGUUGCUAGGUGUUUCUGGGAGUAAUUGGAAGGUGACCUUUAACGAUACAGCUCCAUGUGCCUUAAGAGGGUCAUCAGUGGUGUUUGCAUGCAGUUAUGCCUACCCCUCAGAUCAGACUAUUACAAAUAGCUUCUGGUAUUUCUCGAGUCAAAGGAAGAACAAUGAUCUCUUUCUGGCCGAGGGAUACAGAGGACGUGUAGAAUACCUUGGAAACAAAGACAACAACUGCACUUUGAAAAUUAAUAACCUAAUUAGUAGUGACGCAUCACAAUACCACUUCAGAUUUGAGACGGUUAAUAAAGGUGGCGAAACGAAUGCAUGGAGCAGCAAAACAUGGGUUUCACUAAGUUUGACAGGGCUGACAGCCAAAGUACAGCCUGCAACUGUGAGAGCGGGAGAGAGGGUGACACUAACGUGUGUCACAACCUGUACACCAAGUGACCAUCCCACUAUUGUUUGGUCCAGGGAUGGACACUCAGUAUCCAACACAGAGUUCCUGGCCAGCAGUGAGGAUUCUGGCAGAUACCGAUGUGCUGUUCAAGGUCAAGAGAAUCUCAACUCUGCUCCAAUGUCUCUUGAUGUCAAAUAUGCCCCAAGGAACACCUUGGUGUCAGUAAGUCCCUCUGGUCCAGUGGUAGAGGGAAGCUCUGUGAACCUGACCUGCAGCAGUCAUGCCAACCCAGCAGUGGAGAACUACACCUGGUUUAAGAAGGAUGGAACAGACACCUCACAGACAGGGUCAGGAGAGGUGUUGAGAUUGACUUCUCUAACCUCCUCUGACAGUAGACAGUACUUCUGUGAGGCCAGGAACAAAGAAGGGGCUCACAACUCUACUGUUCUGUCUCUGAUCCUGCAGGAUACAAAUACUGUCCAAAUGCCAGUUUACAUCAGUUCCGCGGCCACAAUUUUCAUGGUGAUCAUACUUCUUGUGUUCCUAUGGAUGUGGUAAGUCUCUGAAACAUUGUUUACUCAAUUCAAUAACAGAAUGUAGAGUAUGAUGGCCUUGUGAUACCGAUUUGUUCCCCCAACGAAGAUUGUUUUCUUUGACAGGAAGAGCCCAUUCAAAUUAUGUCAAAAGACUGCUGUGGACAAAAAGGUCAAUGGAACACAGCAUAUACACUCCAAUUCAACAUACCAAUCGCAUGUCAGUGCAACAGUGUUAUCUGGAGGUUCAUGGUAUUUGAACAAUGUUCAUGCGCAAGCUUUCAUUCUUUCCCGGUAACAUGUUACUUAGUUUAACCAGUGGAUAAAGCUACGGUGAGCAGUCAAUAUAUCAAACAUUUUGUAUUGUUUUUUACUAAUUCCAUCUUUCAGGAUGAUCAAAACCCAGUCUUAUUCAGUGGAAGGACCAGUAAUGACCCAGCAACACAGAAAGCUAGAACGGAGGAACGGGAAAAUGCCCUCUAUGCCAACAUUCAACUGCCUCCCUCUCACACCCACUCCCAAGACAGUUCUCUGUACUCUGUGGUCGAGCCACAAGCUCUGCAGAACCCUCCUGACCCUUAUUACGCUACCUUUGACUUCCAGCAGUUCUGCAGCUCCAUCGACAGGGCCCAACUCUCAGGAGUCCAUGAGGAUGAUGUUGUUUACUCCAAGAUGAAAACCAAACAGGCCAAGGUGACAGACAACCUACAGUAUGCCAGCAUCCAGUUCCCCCUCCCCAGUCCUACUGCCAGGUCAGAAGAAAGAUUAGAGGUGGACCAUUCUGUUAUCUACUCCACUGUUGCCAAACCUGAAGCCUGAGCAUAUCAUUUCAUAAUGUUGAAUAAACUAAGCAGCAUUGGAACACAUGUUAAGAUAUGUAAAGUAUGCAAUUAAUGGGUAGUUAUAGCAAUAGAUGUAUAUGUCUUGUACUGUACUUGUAAUGCAUGUGUCUCGGUGAGCUUCCAUUGCUUGUGAUUGAUUGAUUGAUCGUGAAAUUUCAUUGGCUGACUGUUUAAUUUUAAGUUUGAGGUGUGACCGCCCAGGGGAAGGUGCAGGUGAGAGGGAAGUGGCCAUAUGGCUGGUUUAGUUUGUAACUGUCUGACAAAGUUUGAGAAAAUAUUGUUGAUUUAUCUUGAAUUUAAGUUUUGUUAGAUCUUCCCUUGACCUAACCAGAUCUUGUAUUUUUGGUUGUUUAGUUUGUUUGUUUUAUUAAAUAUGUACUGUUAUUACCUCCUUUUUGACUUGGUUGAAAAAGGGUCUCGGUAAUUCAGUUUGUAUUCACUAAUGGAGGAGAUGAAAGAAAUGAAAUAACUUGCAACCUGUUGUUGAUUUUAUUUUGCCACUCAACCCCAACUUGAAGAACCUGUGUAUAAUAUGUGAUGGGCAGAGCUACCAAGUACAUGCUACAGAUAAACUCAGCAAAAAA
Messenger RNA from Oncorhynchus mykiss (rainbow trout), 2443 nucleotides. NCBI's taxonomy places the organism in Eukaryota, Metazoa, Chordata, Actinopteri, Salmoniformes, Salmonidae. The record is from RefSeq and is a predicted model, not a curated record.